GCGCGCAAACAAAACUGGCAAGUGUGGCCAAAACACGGGCACUCGGGCGAAGGUUAAGUACAGGGGUCAAAAGAGAUCCAAUGCUAAUUAGUGUUAUUGCGGCUGUUUAAUCGUGAUUUUCGGGGCGUUUUUCAAAAAUGUUAAAUUCGGAAGAAUUCGGUCUAGGGUGUUCGGAAGAAUUCGGUCGUAGUCAACAUCCAAACGAACCUUGCAAUUGGCCGAAUUUCAUUUUCUAACCAUUUUUGGUGACCUAUCAAAUAUCUCGCAUCAAUCUUCACUCACGUAAUCAUCAUGUGUUUCAGCUUUGUGUGUCUGAUGAGGACAGCAGCGAGACUCAACUACCAGACGACAGUGCUGCAGCGAGCUGUGCCUCAGGAGUCCUCCCAGUUGCGACGCUCCUCGGAGGGCCUCGGAUGUCCGCGGUGCCACCAGCAGCGAGCUGUGCAGUCAGUUCAGGAGUCCUCCCAGCUGCGACGCUCCUCGGAACGCCUCGGGUGUCCGCGGUGCCACCAGCAGCGAGCUGUGUCGCCGGCCCGAGCCAUCCGCGCUCUUCUGGCAUCAACGGUCAAGUCAAGCAGGUCAGGGGGCCGGGUGCUCGUGGCGCCGAGAAGCUUGACGCCGCCAUAGCGUCCAUAGAACGCGCGGUGAGCGACCUCCGUAACCCGGACCUACUAUUUGGCCAGCUGGUGGGGUUGGAGAUGGAGCGUGUGAGGGACGACAAGAAAGCGGAUGCGAGACUGGAGAUUCUUACAGUCUUGAAAAGGGCGCAGUCCGAUUAAAAGCAGGUGAUAACCUUCGCACGGGUGGGGGAGGGGGGACGUUUUUCACACAUAUUUGAUAAAAAAUGACCAGAAUGAUUCAAAACGAUCUUAUAGCCAGACAUGUGCAUGGAUCCGAGAGGUGGAUCUAUGAUCUGAGCGGAUCUCUCGAGCUUAUGGGUAAGAUCUAUGAUCUGAGUGGAUCUCUCGACACAGUUGAGGGGUUGGAUCUAUGAUCUGAGUGGAUCUCUCGACAAAGUUGAGGGGUUGGAUCUAUGAUCCGGGUGGAUCCCAGAUCUAGAUUCAUGGGAUCGAAUUUCAGAUCCAUUUUCCCGGAUCCAUGCACAUGUCUGCUUAUAGCGAGCUAUAUAAUGCCUGUUCGGCGUCUUUCCAGCUUCCUUUGAUUCUGAGAUAAUAUGAUGCGGCCAAAUGCGUCCCCUCUCCAUGCAACCUCCACCAUGGCGAACUUUGCUGAGCCUGAGUCAUAUUCUGCGUAGUGUGUAUUUCCGCUGUCUGAUCGCUAUAGCGACCCUUUUUCAAGUUUUGAUUUAGGAGUGAAUUCGUUUACCUGGUGUUUAAAUGUUUGAGCUCCUUUGCUGUGAAGUUGAAGUUGGACGUUACGUGGUUAUCUGACUUUGGUUGUUGGAAAGGGCGACAGUUAAUGUUAUUUAUUUCCACUACUUUCGCGUGCAAUAAACGACAAAGGCCGGAAA
Molecule: messenger RNA, 1471 nt
Organism: Amphibalanus amphitrite
Lineage: Eukaryota; Metazoa; Arthropoda; Thecostraca; Balanomorpha; Balanidae
Exons: 2
Coding region: 292-627 (111 amino acids)
Source: RefSeq, a predicted model, not a curated record